AUGUAUUGCUUCAAAUCCAGUACCAUAUUCGCAGUGCUAUCUUUGCUCUCUCAGGCCCUAUCAUCGAGUAGUCAGGAGCCUCUGGGCAUAAAAGAUUUUCAUACUCCGGAGCCAACAGCCAAAUGGGUUCAUCCUGGUGUCUUGGUUAGUCAGCCACAACUUGAUUUCAUUCGGUUAAAAUUAGCAGCAGAAGAAGAGCCAUGGACUGGUGCAUACAAGGCCAUGCUCGGGAGCAGGCUUCUUUCCCCUUUGCUCGAGCCUACUCCUUUUACAAAUGUUGUGUGUGGGCCGUUCUCAAAACCUAACAUUGGCUGUACAAACGAAACGCACGAUGCUCUAGCAGCAUAUGGAAAUGCUCUUGCUUGGGCUAUCAGCGGCAUAGAGACCUAUGCUCUUCAAUCCAUGAGAUUCAUGGAUGCAUGGUCGCAGACUCUUCAGAGCCAUAACUGUUCAAAUGCGCCUUUACAGUCAGGUUGGGCUGGCUCAGUAUGGCCGCGUGCUGGGGAGAUAAUUCGGCAUGCAACAGUAGGCGGUCAAAAUGCACCUUGGCCACCAGCUAGCAUUGCACGAUUUGAGUCUAUGCUGCGCGAUGUUUAUCUCCCACUCACUGCCAGAGGCUCUGAUUAUGAUUCGAACUGGGAACUUGUUAUGAUUGAGGCCUCCAUGGGGAUCUCUAUCUUUAUAGAUGACAAGUCAAACUACAACAAAGCGAUGGAAUUGUUUGCAGAGCGUGCUCCAGCCACGAUCUAUCUUACAUCGGACGGCUCAUAUCCCAAAACUGUUCAUUGUCCAAAUUGCAGCAAACACGAGAUUGAAACCUACUGGAGACAGUCGGUAUUCCAGUUGAAUGGUCAAGCCCAGGAGACAUGCCGCGACCUCGAACAUACAGGCUAUGGGCUCGCAUCUAUCUCACACAUUGCAGAAACAUCCCGGAUUCAAGGUGAAGACAUGUUCACUACAGAUAUUGGGCGCCGUCUAAUGUAUGCUCUUGAGCUUCACACCGAUUUCGAGGACGGUAGAGCAGCACCGUGCUGGUUGUGUAAUGGAACUCUAGAGGGUGUUUUGAGUCCUAUCACCGAGGUUGGAUACAAUGCUCUGCAUACCCGGUUGGGAUAUGACAUGCCAAAAACAGGAAAGUAUACGAUAAAGAAUAGGCCGGUCGCUCAUAAUGGCUUAUUUGUUGGAUUUGAAACUUUGACUCACGCAUCAAACCCGAGAUGA
Molecule: messenger RNA, 1221 nt
Organism: Aspergillus oryzae RIB40
Lineage: Eukaryota; Fungi; Ascomycota; Eurotiomycetes; Eurotiales; Aspergillaceae
Exons: 2
Coding region: 1-1221 (406 amino acids)
Cellular component (GO): periplasmic space
Molecular function (GO): lyase activity
Source: RefSeq, a predicted model, not a curated record